AAGGAAGAAAAUGGUGGUCAUAUUAAUACAUUUUAUUUAAACCAGCAUAUCUGAAUAUCAUCAUUUCAAUUUGUAAUCAAUAUACGAAUGAUUAAUGAGUAUUUUCAUUCCAAUUAAGUCUCUAAAAUUCACAUAUUUACAUCAAAGUCAUGAGAACAUAAAGAAUAAUGGAAAUAAGGCAGGAAGCUCAAAGACAUCUUUCCUCCCCACACUGAAUAUUUGACUUACAAAGGUAGUAUAAAAGUCAACACAUAAAGAAGAAUGUUUAGGAAAAUGAUUGGGGGAACUGUUAUACCAUGUGGAGGAAGUUAAAACUGGAAUCUGUUACACUAUAAAAAAUUAAACUUAAGCGGAAUUAAAGACCUAGAUAUAAAUGGUAUAAAUAAAAAAGUCAACAAUAAAUAAUGUAACCAGAACCAUGAGGUAAAAACUUAAUGGCCUAUUUGAUUUAUGGAUGGGAAGGUUAUAGCUGAUGAUCUAUAGCAAAUAUUAAAUAGUGUAAAGGGCAUAGAAUUUUAGGACAGUGGAAAAGGAUAGUUGCUUUAGAGAGAUGGAUUUGUUUAGGCUCAGAAGCUUAAAUCCUCAGCCCAAGGUAAGGUAAAAAACUAGAAAAGUGCUUAUUUGUGCUUAAAGAAUCUCUUUUUUCUUAUUAGCUAUAGGCUGAAAUAACUGAAAAUCAAGGUCAUGCUUAAUCCUGCUGGUUGCCAAAUUUUAUCAGGAGGGUAAAUUUAUCACCAGGCUUCUUAUGCAAAAACAAUAAUUGACCAGGAGACAACAACAAGAAUUUUAUUUGCAUUGAGGACCUAUGGGUAGGAGAUUUGCAGGAUUUGCAAUAUUAUAAGCGAGGCUGGGUCAGAGCUCAGAAUGGUGUACUGAAAUCCAUGCGUCUCUGGAAACAACCCCUUAAUUCUAGGCAAACCAAACAUUCAUCCUUUGCUCAUCAAAGCAGGAGUACUUCCUGUUCUAAAAAGGUUGUUACUGCUUUGCUCCAAGAUCCUAUAAUGACAUCACUCAGUUUACUUCCUGCUUCUCUGACAUGACUGCAUCUCAUCAUUUCUGCAGACACGAUUUUAGAAUCCACCAUGGAAAAAGCCAGUGUUGGUGUGUACAGUCAAACCCAGAAGACGAUUUCUCAUGAAAAGAAUUCUAAACUGUUCAUUUAUAUUGGGAAGACAGUGGGGAAAAAUGUGUGUGGUUCUGUAAAUACAGUGAGGAAGGAUAAGUGUGGAGUGAGCCCAACUGAUUGAUAGGGGUUCUCUUGGCACAGGUUCUGGAUUCAGUGUGCUCUCUUGGAUAACUGAAAAUUAACAUGCUAGCUUGUUGGUUCACUUAGGUGGUUAAGAUGUAGAAUUAAUAAUGGCCCUCAUUAAAAAGAAUUUAAAAUGUAAGCUUUUUUUGUAAAAUAUUUUCAAAAAUAGGAACAUAGGCUUAGAUUUGUCACAGGCAAUCGACGGCCCCAACUCAGUCCUCGCAAUCUCCCAAGAGGUCCUAUCCGUGACCCUUUUACUGAGACCUUGAGAAAUACAUUGCCGAAGGUAAACGUAGCAUUCAGGAAGAGCUUUUUCAAAACUCUUCUAAGCUGGGAAGGUGUCAGAAAUGUUUUGGGCCCCUUAUUUUAAUGGAGAUAUCAAAAGCUUAGGGACAGAAGUUCAGUCCAGGAGUUAGCAACUGGAGAAGAGGUGGUGACAGUAGAACACAGGUGCAGUGGAAUCAGAAUAGUUUGGGUUACAGAAAUCUUUGGUUGUGGCCAGUAAAUCACAGGAUAAAAUGUCCUGCGAUAAUGUUGAAAUAUUAACGACUAGGAUAGCACUGGUACUGACCAAGGGGAUGCCAGUGUGAACAGCUGGUACAGCCCCACCAGUGCAUACCAGUUGAAUAGCAGCUGGGCUCAGCACCCACAUCUAUGGGCAAACCACAUAGGUGCUACUCCCUACUUGUUUUGCAUGACAGCCGCAGAAAAGCCUGACAUGGGCCACUGGCUAAAGCAUCAAGACUCACCAGGUGUGAAUGAUUGUCCCAAAGGGAAGAACUCUGUAGGAGAAAUAUUUCCAACAGCUUCCUGUGAGGCCCCACUGAUUAGGAUAACAAUACAUCUUAGAAAAGCCUUUAGGGAAUUAUCUGGCAGCAGUGCCAAAUGAAAACAAAUUUCUGGGGUCUCAGAAACUGUUGUGGUCUGUAGGACAAGUGUAUGUCACAGGAAUAAAUCCAUUCUCUUAUUUCCCAAUGAAGAUUUAAAAUGGAUUUUUUUUCUUCAUUAUGAUAGUAUCUCCACACUGCUGCAUAACAAGAGUUGUUCUAGCAGGAAUCAAAUGAUUUGCAGAGGUCUUGCCAUCAAAAACUUCAAAAUAAGCAGGGUUUGGUUCUUUUAUUUCAAUUUUAACAUGAACUCUGGCACUUUCAAGAGACAAAUGGGUAUAAAAAAAAUGACAUGAAUUUAAUCACAUGGCGAUUCCAACUGAGCUGCUGCUGGUCAGGUUCUGUUUCUUGCAUAAUCAGUGGAGAACUAUUGAUUUGGUCAAUGUUGGCUUGUUUUCCUUUAUUCCAGUCGGCAGAGAGCACCUCAAGCAGUCUGUACAAUCAAUAAGCAACAUUAUAGAAUCUCCCUUCAGGGACCAUUAACGCCCGUCUCACUGUCUCUGCCAGAAUACAAUGCUUGAUACUAGUCCUGGGCCAUCUCACUGUACAGGGUGUCAGUCUGAUCUAACUCAAUAUGCCCAAAGCAUCUGGAGCACAGCCAUCAUGAGGCUUCCUAGAUACUUGAUAUGGAUUUAGAUGCCAUUACCAAAUGCUCAUCAUUGCAUGUCAAGCCCAGUGGACUCAUUCUUCAAUAUGGGACUGCUGGAUUCCGAACAAAAGCAGAACAUCUUGAUCAUGUCAUGUUUCGAAUGGGAUUAUUAGCUGUCCUGAGGUCAAAACAGUCAAAAUCUACCAUAGGUGUCAUGGUGACAGCAUCACAUAAUCCUGAGGAAGACAAUGGUGUAAAAUUGGUUGAUCCUUUGGGUGAUAUGUUGGCACCAUCCUGGGAGGAACAUGCUACCUGUUUGACAAACGCUGAGCAACAAAAUAUGCUGAGAGUAUUGAUGGACAUCAGUGAGAAAGAAGCUGUGAAUCUGCAACAAGAUGCCUUCGUAGUGAUUGGUAGAGAUACCAGGCCCAGCAGUGAGAAACUUUCCCAGUCUGUAAUAGAUGGCGUGACUGCUCUUGGAGGUCAAUUCCAUGAUUAUGGCUUGUUAACAACACCCCAACUGCACUACCUGGUGUGCUGUCGAAACACCAGUGGCCAAUAUGGAAAGGCAACUGUAGAAGGCUACUACCAGAAGCUCUCUCGGGCCUUUCUGGAACUUACCAAACAGGCUUCCUGUAGUGGAGAUGAACGUAGAUCUCUCCAGGUUGACUGUGCCAAUGGCGUAGGGGCCCUGAAGUUAAGGGAAAUGGAGCGCUACUUUUCCCAGGGACUGUCAGUACAACUUUUUAAUGAUGGAACCAAAGGAAAACUCAAUUUUCAAUGUGGUGCUGACUUUGUGAAGAGCCAUCAGAAACCUCCACAGGGAAUGGAAAUGAAGUGCAAUGAGAGAUGCUGUUCCUUUGAUGGAGACGCUGACAGAAUUGUCUAUUACUAUCAUGACACUGAUGGUCAUUUUCAUCUCAUAGAUGGAGAUAAGAUAGCAACACUAAUUAGCAGUUUCCUUAAAGAGCUCCUCCUGGAGAUUGGAGAAAAUUUGAAUAUUGGUGUUAUACAAACUGCAUAUGCAAAUGGAAGUUCAACAAGAUAUCUUGAAGAAGUUAUGAAGGUACCUGUCUAUUGUACUAAAACUGGUGUAAAACAUUUGCACCACAAGGCACGAGAGUUUGACAUUGGGGUUUAUUUUGAAGCAAAUGGGCAUGGCACGGUACUAUUUAGUAAAGCUGCUGAAACAAAGAUAAGGCAACUAGCAAAAGACCUAGAAGAUAAUAAAAGGAAAGCUGCUAAGAUGCUUGAAAACAUCAUUGACUUGAUUAACCAGGCAGCUGGUGAUGCUAUUUCUGACAUGCUGGUGAUUGAGGCAAUCCUGGCGCUCAAGGGACUGACUAUACAACAGUGGGAUGCAUUCUACACGGACCUUCCACAGAGACAGGUCAAAGUUAAGGUUGCAGACAGGCAAGUUAUUAGCACCACUGAUGCUGAGAGACAAGUGGUUACACCCCCGGGACUACAGGAGGCAGUAAAUAACCUGGUGAAGAAGUACAGACUUUCUCGAGCUUUUGUUCGGCCAUCUGGGACAGAAGAUAUAGUCCGAGUAUACGCAGAAGCAGACUCGCAAGAAAGUGCGGACAGCCUUGCACAUGAAGUGAGCUUGGCGGUAUUUCAGCUGGCUGGAGGAAUUGGAGAAAGACCUCACCGGGCUUCUGAAGACAAAUGAAUUUUUAAGAAGUUUUUAGA
This is a messenger RNA of Condylura cristata (star-nosed mole), 4420 nucleotides long. RefSeq names its product phosphoglucomutase 3 (gene PGM3). NCBI's taxonomy places the organism in Eukaryota, Metazoa, Chordata, Mammalia, Eulipotyphla, Talpidae. Gene Ontology annotation, biological process: carbohydrate metabolic process; UDP-N-acetylglucosamine biosynthetic process; hemopoiesis. The transcript is spliced from 13 exons. Bases 2763 to 4400 code for a protein of 545 amino acids. Gene Ontology annotation, molecular function: phosphoacetylglucosamine mutase activity; magnesium ion binding. The record is from RefSeq and is a predicted model, not a curated record.